Molecule: messenger RNA, 1711 nt
Organism: Epinephelus lanceolatus (giant grouper)
Lineage: Eukaryota; Metazoa; Chordata; Actinopteri; Perciformes; Serranidae
Source: RefSeq, a predicted model, not a curated record
CUUUUCCUUUAAGGAGGGAAACAGGAAGUGCAUCAUUAAUUAACUCACACUGCCUGUGUUGCUGCUGCUGCUGCUCAGAUAUAUGUAUCAGCUGCUGGAGUCAGUCAGUUUCUCUCUCGGCCUGGAGAACACUACAACCUCCAUCUUUGAGCCGACCCUGAAACAAGACGAUGGGUAAUUUUUUGAGUGAAGAAAGGGAGCGUAUGAAGCAGAUUGAGAGGGAACGACUGGAACGUUUUCUGAAGCAGCUUGACAAGGGUCCAGAUCUGAGAGUCAGCAGGAGCAUCAAGAUGUUCACCAGUCUUGAGUCUUCAGACAACCUGAGGCAACACUACGAGACGAGGAAAAUGGAGGCGGGUGAUGUCGCUGCAGACUUGAUCAAGAACCUGGUGGACAAGCUGGCUGGCUUGGAGACAGCUCCUCAACUGGCGGGCCUCGGAGCGCUGGCUGUCGCCGUCUUCAUCGAUGUCAUUACCUUCAGUCCACCUGAGGAGAGCACGAAGGACGCUCUGCGAUGUGUGUUUGCUGAGGAGAAAGCGUCUGAGGUCUGGGACCAGAUCGACGAGUGCCUGAAGAGAUGCAUGAUGCACAUCAACGACGACGACGAACUGAGGAGCAACAUCAGCCGGAUCGAGUGCCAGCUGAGCGCCGCCCUCACCAAGCUGAAGAACUCCAUGGUGAAGGACGGACACAUGACGUCUCCGGCUCUGAAGGCCUGGGUGAACGGGGCAGCCUUCCACGUCCAGAUGCUGAUUCACCUGGUGAGACUCAGAGGGAUUCAAACCUGCGACCCUGUGGAGAGAAUCCUCUCAGUAUACCAGAGCGACAUUGACCCGCUGUUCAGGAAGCACAAGGAGAUGAUCGAGGAAAAGUCUUCCAUGAAACGGAUGACUCACGUCUUGGUCCCUGAAGGUAAAUUUUAUGUGGAUGAAGAUUCAAAACUCUAUGAUAUGCAUCCUUUCGGCAGCUAUGACGAAUACUUUGAGGCGUAUUAUGAGCACAGAUACAGCAGGCAGUGGUGUGAGAUUCAGCAGUACUUCAGUGAAGUCAGACAGAACCUGCAGCAGCUGGUCGAUCAGAGAGGCUCCUUUAAUGUCUGAUGAGAGGCUGAUAAAUCUGAAGACAGACACCACAGGGACCGAAGGAUGUGACCAGUUUGAAUCGGACUUGUCUCAUGGAUGUUUUGAUUUGGACCUGGGGCUGUCCACAUACUUAUGACCACAUAGUGUUUAUUUGGUGAGUUGAAUAAAGACACAUAAAGAAGAAGUGAUGCAGUAAAGUCACAUCAGUCUGUUGUAUGAAGUCAUGUGUGAUAUUUACAGUGAUGCAGAACAUGUCAUUAAUAAUCAAUGAAGAAUCAUUCUCAAUAUUUCUGUGGACGCUGCAUGUUUGUUCUCAUGUUUGGUUCAGACAGAACAGGAUGUUGAUUCAUCACAACUGACCUGAACCAUUAAAGGGACAUUUCACCCCAAAACCAAAAAUGCAUAUUUUUCAUUUAAAGGCAGAUUAAUCGUGUGUCGGCUUUAACCCUUUUUAAACAUUUAUACUUGUGCGGUGGUGUGUCUGUGUCAGUGUCCACUAUUGGGGGGCAGAGUUUCUGUGAAGUGAUGUAAAGUUUAGUUGAUUCAAAACGCACAUUAACAGAGACAAUCUCAUUUUCACUCUUCUUGUUCGUGCAAACAGUUCAAAUAACCACAAGAAGUUUGUGCUC